AUGGCAAUAACAACACAACUGCAGCUUCUCGUGGCAGCCGUAGUGGCAAUUGUUGUGAUAACAUACAAGCGCAGCGUUCAACCAUCCAGCGAUGUAAACAUAACAUUUGUACCAUUCGGAGGUUCCAAUGAUUGGCAAUAUGAGAUUGUUCCAAUUGAAAACGGUGCUGUUGGACCGGAGAGUUUCGCCUUUGAUCCUCACGGUGAAGGCCCGUAUACAGGCGUUUCUAACGGUAGAAUUAUCAAAUGGAACCGCCAUGAAAAUCGUUGGCUCAAUUUUGCGGUCACUUCUUCUCACAGAGUUGAUGAAUGUGGAGGACCGUAUAAGGAGCAUUCCAAGAUAGAGAACAUAUGCGGGCGCCCACUCGGGCUUUGCUUUAAUAUCGCAUCGGGCCAACUUUAUGUCGCCGAUGCAUACAUAGGCCUAGUUGUUAUUGAGCCAAAUGGUGGCACUGCUAGAAAACUCAUAUCACAUGCAGCAGAUUAUCAACACUUGGCUUUUCCAAACGGUUUGGAUAUUGAUCAACAUUCUGGAGCAGUGUACUUUACCACCAGCAGUUCCAAAUAUGAGAGAAGGAACUACGUGUCUCUGAUCCUAAGUGGAGACAAAUCAGGGAGACUAAUAAAAUAUGAACCAAAAACUGAACAAUUAACUGUUCUUCUAAACAAUCUCACAUUUCCAAAUGGAGUAGCACUAAGCAAAGAUGGUAACUAUAUUCUAAUAGCAGAAACUACAAACUGUAGAAUACUAAGAUACUGGUUAAAAUCACCAAAAGCUGGAACAUUGGAAGUCUUUGCCAACCUACCAGGUUUUGGAGACAACAUAAAAAGAAGUCCAAGGGGUGGAUUUUGGGUUGGAAUAAACUCAAAAAAAGAUACAUUUAUGAAAUGGAUACAAUCAUAUCCAUGGAUAGGAAAAGGGUUGGUUAUGCUUCCUUUGGACAUAACAAAAAUUUACUCAUAUUUAGUUAAGGUGAGUGGGAGUAGUGGAAUGGCAAUAAGGCUAAGUGAUGAAGGUGAUGUGUUGGAGAUUGUUGAAGAUGAUAGAAGUGGAAAUAGAAUGUCUAUUAGUGAUGCUGAGGAAAGAGAUGGACUGUUAUGGGUGGGAUCGGUUGAUACACCAUUUGCUAUUAAGUAUAAUAUUUCUGUGGCACAACAAGAAUAG
This is a messenger RNA of Vicia villosa (hairy vetch), 1164 nucleotides long. Its product is annotated as protein STRICTOSIDINE SYNTHASE-LIKE 2-like. Bases 1 to 1164 code for a protein of 387 amino acids. The transcript has 4 exons. The record is from RefSeq and is a predicted model, not a curated record. Gene Ontology annotation, molecular function: strictosidine synthase activity. NCBI's taxonomy places the organism in Eukaryota, Viridiplantae, Streptophyta, Magnoliopsida, Fabales, Fabaceae. Gene Ontology annotation, biological process: biosynthetic process.